AUGGCAGAUGAAAUGGAUGUCUCACCGCCGUCGCCACGGGGAACAAAACGAAAAGGCGACGAUAGCCUUCCACUUCCAGCGCCACGGAGGAUCAAAGCACUCGCGCAAGAUGUCGUGAACAAGAUUGCAGCCGGAGAAAUCAUCGUCGCGCCAGUGCAUGCGCUGAAAGAGCUGAUCGAGAAUGCUGUAGAUGCGGGCUCGACAGCGCUCGAAAUACUCGUUAAAGAAGGUGGUCUUAAGCUUCUGCAAAUUACGGAUAAUGGACACGGAAUUGACAAAGAAGAUUUACCCAUCUUGUGCGAACGAUUCACUACCUCCAAGCUCAAGGCUUUUGAGGAUCUGACUUCCAUUGGCACCUACGGGUUUCGUGGCGAGGCCUUGGCAAGUAUCAGUCAUAUUGCUCAUCUCAAAGUUACCACGAGAACGAAAGAGUCGAGUUGUGCCUGGGAGGCUCACUUUGCUGAUGGAAAGCUUUCCAGUCCGAAGCCGGGCCAAAGCGCGGAGCCGAAGCCCAAGGCUGGACGACAGGGCACCAUUAUCACAGUUGAAGAUCUCUUCUACAAUGUUCCCUCACGGCGGAGAGCUUUUCGCUCAGCUAGUGAAGAGUAUGCUAAAAUCCUCGAGCUCGUUGGACGCUACGCUGUUCACUGCGAGGGAGUGGCUUUCUCCUGCAAAAAGAUAGGAGAGAACAACAGCAAUAGCGUGACAGUUCCUGCUGCUGCUAGUGUAAAAGAUCGGAUACGACAAAUCCAUGGCAGCAGCGCUGCGAACGAGCUGGUCGAAUUAAGCGUUGAAGACGACCGCUGGGGCUUCAAGUGCAAAGGUUGGGUCAGUAGUGCUAACUACAACGCAAAGAGGACACAAAUGCUUCUCUUCAUCAAUCACCGAUCAGUCGAGUCGCCGGUAAUCAAGAAGAGCGUCGAGCAGACAUAUGCCACAUUCCUGCCCAAAGGAGGACAUCCAUUCUUCUACCUAAGCCUUGAAAUCGAGCCGCAGCGAGUUGAUGUCAACGUACAUCCAACGAAGCGCGAAGUUCAUUUUCUAAAUGAAGACGAAAUCAUUGCCGUUAUCUGCGAUGCAAUCCGCGAAAACUUGAGCAAGGUAGAUACGAGCAGGUCCUUCAUGACGCAGUCGCUACUUCCAAACCCAAAGGCCCCUUUCGCAACACCCAUGAAGUCAAACGUGCCUGUGGCACCAGGAACAGGCCAUGCAUCAGAUCGCAGCGUAUCGCGAGCCCCACAGACAGCUCCCAAGAAGCGCAACGACGGCAACCUUGUUCGCACGGAUGCCUCAGCACGCAAGAUCACAUCAAUGUUGCAACCGCAAAAGUCAGUCGAGGAGAUUGCAAACGACGAAAAAGAAAAGGAAUACGAAAUUACGGGAAAGGAGCCGAUAGCAUGUCGUCUGACUUCUAUCAGUGAUCUCCGCGCCGAAGUUCGAGAUGCCAUGCAUAACGAGCUUACGGAAAUGUUAUCUUCUCAUACCUUUGUCGGCAUCGUCGACGAGCAAAAACGCAUCGCAGCCAUACAAUGCGGCGUGAAGCUCUUCCUAGUUGAUUACGCUAUGAUGUGCAACGAAUACUUCUACCAAGUCGGUCUCACCGACUUUGCAAACUAUGGGUCCAUACGUUUCAGCCCGCCACUGCGACUGCACGACUUACUCAAAAUAUCGGUGGAGCAGGAAAAGAAAAGCGCUGGCGAUGCAGCGGGUGAGGUGGACUGGGAUGAAGUCGUCGACGUUGUCGGGAAACAGCUGAUCGAUAAGGCACCAUUGCUGCGCGAGUACUUCUCGAUGAACAUCACUGCAGAAGGCGAGCUAUGUUCUAUCCCACUCUUGAUGAAGGAUUAUACGCCUUGCAUGGCAAAGCUGCCCCAGUUCCUCCUGCGUCUCGGUCCGCAUGUCAAUUGGAAUGAAGAGAAAGGCUGCUUCCAGACGAUAUUGAGAGAGCUUGCUUCUUUCUAUGUUCCAGAAAGCUUGCCGCUUCCGCCGGACGUACAGGGGACGUACGGCAGGAAGGGCAAGGACAAGGUAGUAGAAGAAGCCACUGAGAUUACUAUGCGGCGUAAGAAGCUAUUCAGAGCGCUUGAGUUCAAUAUCUUCCCAGCGUGUAAAGCGAGAUUGGUAGCCACCAAAGGGCUGCUAGACAGUGGUAUUAUGGAAGUCGCAAACUUGAAGGGUCUGUAUCGGGUUUUCGAGAGAUGCUAAUUCAAGCUACUCAUGAUACUAUACAGGUGGGAUCUGUCAUUUCCUAAUACAUAGCGCAACGUAAUGCAAAAAACCUUGCUACUUAUGCAUCUGCGCAUACGUUUCCAUAACCUUCUCGACAACCUUUUUCACUUCCGCUGCAUCCAGCU
Pyrenophora tritici-repentis Pt-1C-BFP is the source of this 2354-nucleotide messenger RNA. RefSeq lists its product as uncharacterized. Gene Ontology annotation, molecular function: mismatched DNA binding; ATP-dependent DNA damage sensor activity; ATP hydrolysis activity. Gene Ontology annotation, biological process: mismatch repair. Gene Ontology annotation, cellular component: MutLalpha complex. NCBI's taxonomy places the organism in Eukaryota, Fungi, Ascomycota, Dothideomycetes, Pleosporales, Pleosporaceae. The record is from RefSeq and is a predicted model, not a curated record.